Molecule: messenger RNA, 349 nt
Organism: Soboliphyme baturini
Lineage: Eukaryota; Metazoa; Nematoda; Enoplea; Dioctophymatida; Soboliphymatidae
Source: the annotation of a GenBank genome assembly
UUGUUGUUUUUCACGUUAAUCUCGUUAAGGUUACGAAGCUAUAGCAAAUGUUCGUUCGUCGUCGUUCGGUCCCCCUGUCCUCCCCGCCGUUCAUCGUGAACUGCUGUGGAGUGACUGGGUAGAGCGCCUGUGGCUACCGUACCACCGCAGAAGUAACGAAGCCGACAGCGGCAUCGUGAUGUGCUUUGGCGCUCAGGUACUUCAGCCCGAACCGAACGUAACCGGUCAGAUGGUGAUGAAGAUGAAGACAGUUGGCCGAAUGUCAUGUGUCAUGUCGUUACAUACGCCGUUCAUCUAUCAUCGAUGGUCAACUGGGCGCCAGGUGAGUGACCGUCGAUUCACGGAAUGA